CCUUGCGAUUCGCGAUCAGCCACCGACGCGCCGCGCCAUCCCUCGCCUCGACCGAGAACCGGGCACGCAUCCCGUAACCUGCACAGCGCGCAACGAGAGCGACGAGCCGACGAGCGACACAGCUCCUGCCGCCUGCCAAGCGGGCUCCGCGCUCGUUAUCCUGACUGCUCUCUCCGCAAGCCUCCAAAACAGAGAGCCCCCAACCCAAACACGUGGCGCGCGGCGCUUUCUGACGCCGCCACCACAAGAAGGCCUCGCGCUCCCGUCCUUCUAAUCCGAACGAGUGAGGGAGAGAGGGAGGAACAGGAGCAGAGGAGUCCAAGAAGCGCGGAGUCUGCAGCGGGUGAUGGCGGAGGAGGCGCCGCCGGCUGCGAUGGUGGGGGAGGGCGCGGGAGCGGCGGCGGGGGAGGCGGCCGAGGACUUUGGGCUGCCCGCGGAGCUGAUGCUGGUCCUGCCGGCGGACCCGUUCGCGCAACUGGACGUGGCGCGCAAGAUCACCUCCAUCGCGCUUUCGUCCCGCCUCGGGCGGCUCGAGGCCGAGGCGGCCCGGCUCCGCGCGCAGCUCGCCGAGCGCGACGCCGAGGCCGAGGACCUCCGGGAGCUCAUCGAGCAGCUCGACGCCAAGCUCGACGUCACAUCUGGCCGCCUCCGCCGCGCCGAGGAAGAGAAGGAGACGCUGCUGAGCGAGAAAGCGUCGCUGUCCAACACCGUCAGGAAGCUGUACAGAGAUGUCGCCAAGUUGGAAGUUUUCAAGAAGACACUUAUGCAGUCACUCCAGGAAGAUGAAGAUAAUCCUAAUGCUGCUCCCAGGGUAAGAGUUACCGAAACUUCGAAUUUCUCCGCUGCAACAUCUGUUACAGGUUUUUACUCAGAUGAAGAUUCUGCAUUUCCAACUUCCAAAUUGUCACAGUUCUCGGAAACUGGAAGUACAGUUUCAGAGGAAAGUAGUCAUGUUGACCCAGAUGUACCUAGGCCACCCCGUCCACAUGUAUUUUUGCCGUCAUACAACAGCACACCAAGGAUUACUCCCCCAGACUCACCUCCAAGGGGUUUUGAACCGGUAUCACCGCCAAGGCGACAUUCAAUUUCAAUUACAUCAAUGAAUAUGUUUAAUGACAGGUCCUCAGUCUUUUCUGGUCACCAUAGUUCUCCAUUUGAUGCAGCAAGUCAAACAGGACGGACCAGAGUUGAUGGAAAGGAGUUCUUUCGUCAGGUCAGGAACCGCUUGUCUUAUGAGCAGUUCAGUGCAUUCCUAGCUAAUGUGAAGGAACUGAACGCACACAGGCAAACCAGAGAGGAUACAUUAAGGAAGGCUGAUGAGAUCUUCGGUCCAGAAAACAAGGACCUGUACACCAUCUUUGGGAGUCUAAUUACUCGCAAUCUUUCCUAGAGUCCUCCAAACUGAAACAUUUCCCAUGAUUAAUAGUGAUCCAGGUUUUACUGGUAUAUUGUGAUUAAAAUGUUUGCCAUUUUUUGUAUUCUAAGUAUGUAGAAGUCACCUUCUACCAUUGCAGAUUCUUGGUAUAUAGUUUUCUCAAUUUCUUGUUUACGUCAAUGUAGAGUCAUGGGUUGUCCGUAAGCUACAAUUUAUAUUUUAAUACAAAUGAAGGAAAGGAUUUAAUAAGAGGAAAUACCUUAAC
Phragmites australis (common reed) is the source of this 1640-nucleotide messenger RNA. RefSeq lists its product as uncharacterized. Bases 347 to 1390 code for a protein of 347 amino acids. The record is from RefSeq and is a predicted model, not a curated record. NCBI's taxonomy places the organism in Eukaryota, Viridiplantae, Streptophyta, Magnoliopsida, Poales, Poaceae. The transcript has 9 exons.